AUGAAAAACAUUAUAUUUAUAACUUUUGCUGGGUACAUAUUAGUAUUUUUUAAAUUUAUUGAUACAAUUUAUGCUGCACCAAAUUAUAUUUCCGAUGAUUAUAAAGAACAUAAGAAUAAAAUUUACCAAAUAAACAAUCACUUUAGUGACGCAAGCUCUUUAUAUAAAUCAAAUGAUAAUCUGAAUUAUCAGAAAAAGAGUGAUCAGAAAGAGAGUGGUUUAUAUCAUCCAAGAUCACAAUUUAAGGAUACUUGUAAAAGUGUUACUUUGAAGGCUAAGAGCGAAGAUACUAAAAAAUGUGUAUUAGAUAAAUUAAAAAAAACACGUUGUGUUGACACUGAUAUACUUUGUUUAUGUGAUUCCAAAGCUUCACAUAGAGUAAUUCAAGAUUGUUCGGAAUUUCCAAAAUAUGAUCUUACGUUUGGGAUUUACUUUGAUAAACUUUGUUUUUCAGCAGCUUUAGAACUUGAUUGUAUCUCUCCUCCUGACCCUUCUUUUCCAACAGUUAUAUGUAAAGAUCUUUUUGAAGGGUCUGGACUUGAUGAAAACGCGAGAAAUUGUAUGAGAAAAGCAGUUAAACAUUCUAUGUGUAAAAAUAUUAGUUAUAUAUCUUGUUUAUGUGAUUCUAGAUCUUUUAGUUAUGAAAUUAGCGAAUGUAUUAAGGAUCCUUCAUUUGGAAAGAAAGUUGGGACUUUUUUAAAUACUUUAUGUAGGACGCCAAGCUUACUUCCUGGAUGUUCUCAUUCGCAAUUUUUACCUCAAGUAAUAGAAAAUGAAGAGAACACUGGGGAAAGACUUUAUAAAAUUAAAAUGAAAGAAAUAAUAUUUUUAAUGCUUGGAAUAACUAUACCCAUCAGCUUAAGACUUAUGGAAAUAUAAAAAAAAUAUAAUUCGAUUAAUAAAAGGUAUAUUCUAUGUUUAUAAAAUUUCUGAUAUGUUUAAAUAUUUUAUCUUUCACAAUUCAAU
Molecule: messenger RNA, 966 nt
Organism: Pneumocystis murina B123
Lineage: Eukaryota; Fungi; Ascomycota; Pneumocystomycetes; Pneumocystales; Pneumocystaceae
Exons: 5
Coding region: 1-879 (292 amino acids)
Source: RefSeq, a predicted model, not a curated record